Indicator indicator is the source of this 1122-nucleotide messenger RNA. It is a transcript of the gene STK17B, whose product is annotated as serine/threonine kinase 17b. The coding region runs from base 4 to 1122 and encodes 372 amino acids. The record is from RefSeq and is a predicted model, not a curated record. Gene Ontology annotation, biological process: positive regulation of apoptotic process; intracellular signal transduction; protein phosphorylation. The transcript has 7 exons. Gene Ontology annotation, cellular component: nucleus. Gene Ontology annotation, molecular function: ATP binding; protein serine/threonine kinase activity. Lineage: Eukaryota; Metazoa; Chordata; Aves; Piciformes; Indicatoridae.
ACAAUGUCGAGGAGAAAGUUGGAGAAUAAAAGCCUUUCUGGCUUGUUAGCUACAUCUCUGCAGACACAAAUCAAGACAGACAAUUUCCACCAUUUUUAUAUGCUUGAAUCGAAGGAGUUAGGAAGAGGAAGAUGUGCUGUAGUUCGGAAAUGUAUAGCUAAAUCCACAGGCCAAGAGUAUGCAGCUAAAUUCCUGAAGAAAAGAAGAAGAGGUCAAGAUUGCAAAGCUGAGAUUUUUCAUGAGAUUGCAGUACUGGAAUUAAUGAAAUCUAAUCCUCGCAUAGUCAAUCUCCAUGAAGUCUACGAAACACCAAAUGAAAUCAUCUUAGUGUUGGAAUAUGCUGCUGGAGGAGAAAUGUUUGACUUGUGUGUCCCAGAUCUGGAUGACAGAAUUGGUGAAAGGGAUAUCGUAAGACUUAUAAGACAGAUACUUGAAGGACUUUGCUGCUUGCAUGAAAACAAUAUUGUUCAUCUUGACUUAAAGCCUCAAAAUAUUUUGCUGAGCAGCAUCAAUCCUCUUGGUGAUGUAAAAAUUGUAGAUUUUGGUAUGUCUCGGAAGCUUGAGAAUUGUAGUGAACUGCGGCAGAUCAUGGGCACAACAGAGUACCUAGCUCCAGAAAUCUUGAACUAUGAUCCCAUCACCACAGCUACAGAUAUGUGGAACAUAGGUGUCAUUUCAUACAUGCUGCUGACACAGGAAUCUCCAUUUGUGGGAGCUGACAAUCAAGAAACUUACCUAAAUAUAUCUCAAGUUAAUGUGGAUUAUUCAGAAGAAACUUUUUCAUCAGUUUCACAGCCUGCUAAAGACUUCAUUCAAAAACUUCUUAUAAAAAACCCAGCGGAAAGACCCACAGCAGAGGCCUGCCUUUCUCACUUGUGGUUGCAGCAAGGGGAGUUCAUGCUCUUGCGUAGCCCUGAAGAAACCCGUUGCUCUUCUCUGAUGGCGGAACAUACAGCAAAGUGCUUGGCAGAGUGGCAUGUAAAACCCAUCUGUAAUGGUACCUGUAGCAACAAGGAAGACAAGGAAAACAUCCCAGAGGACAGCAGCACAGUCUCCAAGCGUUUCCGUUUUGAUGAUUCCUUGCGGUAUCCCCAAGACUUGAUGACAGAUUUCGUAUGUUAA